Anastrepha obliqua is the source of this 4081-nucleotide messenger RNA. Its product is annotated as myb-like protein P. NCBI's taxonomy places the organism in Eukaryota, Metazoa, Arthropoda, Insecta, Diptera, Tephritidae. The record is from RefSeq and is a predicted model, not a curated record. The transcript is spliced from 10 exons. Bases 502 to 3807 code for a protein of 1101 amino acids.
ACUGUUAAAAGCCAGAGAAAAAAAUUAUUUAAUCUUUAACAAAUUCUGCCUGGUUCUAAUGCUAAUUCCAAACUAAAAAGAAAAGUUAACAAUUUUUUUAUAUAAAAGAAAAAUUGUAAAAUACAUAGUUUUCGUGACGUAUUAUUGUGCGAUAAUAUAAAUCACAGGUGAAAGCAGAAAAAACAAAUCGGAAAUAGUGCUAAAAAUACGCAUUUGUGUUAAAUACGCUAAUAUUUUAGAGGCACAUUCCUGAAAUUCCAUACAAAGUCACAUCGAUAUUUUCUAAUUGUGGAACAUUGCGCUAUUUAAGUACUUUGAAUGGUCCUACACAGUCGCAGUUCUCAAAGAUAUUUGGAUUACAAAGCCACAAUAAUUUACGGAGUAAUUGAACAUUAAUUCGAAAGCUUUCAUUUUAAGCGAGUUCGACGUUUCAUACGCGCCAUUUAUCCCCAGCAAAAGUUCAGUGACCAGCUUUUGACCGCUCCACAUCAAAGCCGUACAAUGACGACGAAACCAGCAACAAUAACACUGGGCAUUAGUGGCCGCAUUGGUAGCAAAAGCAGCAGCAGCAAUCAAAAGAAUAGCGUCUCAUUUGCCGCUCGCCCCACACACAUUACUCAGUCAUCGCCAACACUGGCAAAGCGUGGACACAUCCGCUCCGCAUCGCUAGAGAAUGGCAACUCCUUUACUGCAAAAAACACACUCGGUUUGCCAGCGGUCGAGGGAGCACAGCAGCAGCAGCCGUCGGCGAUAAUGAAUCAUAAUACCGGCACGCUGAAGUCGCGCAAUGAACAAAAGCGCAUGCGUGGACAGAAAUUCGGCAGUUACAGCAGUUUGGAUCAGGAUGCAAUACCUGGGGCAGGGCGAACCAAGUUUCAGAAUAUACGCCAAAUAUUUGAAAUAACCAAAAAGCGCACCUUUGGCGGAGGUGGCGGAACAACAACAGCAACAAAGACUGCGGCAGGGAAAGUGAGUGCCAGUGGCACAAUUGAUAGCAGCACAGCCGAUGCGACAGGUAGUGGCAGCGAUAAUCAAUUAAUGCACUCUCUACCGCCUGUCACAACACCAGCCAUUGCCUCCACCACUCCUGCCCUCAUGUCCACCUCGAUGCCGAGUCUACAACUGCGCCAGCAGACACAGCAACAGCCACACCAGCAACAGCAGCAGCAGCAACAACAAUUACAUAUUGGAUAUCAGCAACAUACACAGCUAGUGCGCAAGCCAACGCCGACGCUAAUGGGCGGCAACGGAAGCGGAAAUCGCAACAGUUAUUCGGAAAUGAGUGAACGUCUGAGUAUUUCGGAGAGUGUGGGCGGCGGAGGCGCUGGUGUGGGUGGCAAUGCAUUAGAUGUGAAGCAGAAGUUGCGGCUGCAACAACAAUUGCAGCAACAGCAACAGCUGGUACAACAACAACAGCAGCUGCAGCAACACCUGCAGGCGCAAAGGCAACACUCACAGCCCUCAAUGGGUCAGCAAGCGCACCCACUUCAACAACAACAGCAACAACAGCAGCAGAAACAGCACCUACAAACACAGUUACAGUUACAACAAUUACAACAACAACAAAUGCGCAGUUCCGCCGGUAUGCCACACUUGCCACAUAUCUCAGCUGCAACAGGCGGCCAAACAGCCACAACAAUGAAUGGCAGUGCCGCUGGUGGUGGUGGUGGCAGUGUAGAAACCGGCGAACAGCCAAAGGUAACAGCAGCGAUCGCAACAGCUACACCAACGACAACAACAGCAGUAACACCAACCAUGUCUAUGAUGACGUCGUAUGAGAAUCUUUUACGCCCCAUCGCCUUCAAGCCAAUCCCUUUCGAGCCGGACUACAGCAUACAGAAUAAUCGUUAUGUGGCUAGCGAAUUGGCUGUAGCAGCGACAGCGUCAGCAUCUGCGUCGGCGGCUGUUGUGGGCGAUCGUUACGGCUCAACGCCAUCACUCGCUGCGGCCCAGGGUUCAAAUAAUAUGCGUUUUGGCAGCACGUCUGAUUUGCGGCAUGGGGGCGCUGGCGUUGGUGGAACUUGCGGCAGUGUUGGUAGUGUCGGUGGUGGCGUUGCGACUGGAGGCAUUGCUGUUGGCGCUUAUUCAAGCAAUAAUUAUUGCAACAGUCUUAUGGCGCGUCGUCGUGGUUCCAGAUCGUUGAAAAUCAACGAUAGCAUGGAAUCGAUUCGACACACACCGGACUCCUCGGAUGUGAAUAGUCAAAGUAGCACAAUUAAAUCAACUGGCAGCAACAACAACCACAUCAACAACAACACCAAUGGCUUAAACAGCAAUGGAUUCGGUGGCGCAAAUGGCUAUGGUUGUAUUGGCGUGGGCAGCACAGCUGGUGGUGGUGGUAAUUCUAGCGGUAGCAAUGGUUGUGCCGGUGGCAAGUACCUGCUGAGCGAACAGUGCGACAUGACACCUUCACCAUCCGACUCAGGCAUAUCAGACUUGGAAGCCGCACUAAAGGAUCGCGACUCGGAACUGUCCUAUUUGCGUCAAACAAUGGAGCACAAUGAGAAAGUAAUAUUCAGAGUACAAAAGGACAAGGAGAACUUCUGGGAGCAGGAGACAAAGCGUUUAAAGACAUUCUAUGAGGCUCAACAACGCGAAUAUCUGCUGAAGAUGAAGAAAAUGGAACAAAUGUUGGCUAUGCAACAAUUCCAAUUCAAACAACACAAGCUGCGGCACACAGAGCAAUCGAACAAGUUGAGAGAGCAGGUGGCCGACUUCAAAAAUGAAAACGAAAUACUCAGGAGUACCAAUAGCAGUCUGAAGAACUCAGAGCGCAAUUUAAAGGACAGCGUCGCAUACAUAGAAGAGCAGCUGCGUGAAUCGGAGAACACCAUCGCCGGCAUAAGAGCGCAGUUGGAGGAGAGCGAAUGGAAAGUUUGCGAGCGCAAUGGCGAGCUCGCACUGCUCAAAUCACAGCUCAAGGAGGCUAAUGUUGAAAUCACUCUGAAGGAGCACGCCAUUGUUCAUUUGCGUCACGAAAACACCAAUGCUGAAACGCAGAUUUACGAAAGUCUACAAGAGAACCAGAAAAUGACGAAGCAACAGAAACAAGUCGAGCAACAGCAGGCACGCACCGAUAAACAAUCCGAAACUGAGCUGAAACAACUGAAUAAAAUUAUUAUACUCAAGGAUCAAGUAAUACUCGCGCUCACUAAUGAAUUGGCCAAGUUGCGCAAAGAGCUCUCCGACUUGGCUAUCUUUCAGGAGUACGGAGAGGAACCCUCCGGUCGCUUCAUACGACUCAAACAGCAGCUGGAUAAUCUUACCGACAUUUGCAAUCGCACGCGUCGGCAAGCGCACAAAUCCGACAUGAGCGCAGCCGCGUCGAAGGAGAAAGUCAUCGACGACACCAAUCUCGAGUUGAUAAUGAAUUGUCUUAAGAUCGCACCGCCACUGGAUGACACCGACGAAAGUGAAAACGAACGCGAGCAAACUAAACAGCUGUGCGCAGAGAAGCGUUUGGCCAAAAUGUCGGCCGAUAUACAGAACUUUGUCUACGGUGCACAAAACCUGCCCGACAUCGCCGUCAAUCACAAUCACCACAAGCCGCUCAAAUACUCCCAUUCCAAUCCACACAAGCUGGAGGAGUCCACAUUGGACACGUUGAUCGAAGAGUCGGCCAGCUAUGCCGAAGAGAUCGGCAAGUUGCGCAAACAGUUGGACGAUGUGCGUGUCAAUUUCGAGCUGGAGAAGCGGCAGUGGUGUGAGGAGCGCGAAAAGGUGCUGAACUACCAAAAACAAUUGCAGGCGCACUAUAUAAAUAUGUAUCAGAAAUUGCGCAGCUUGGAGAGUUCCAAUGAGGUUUAGCCAUGGCGCGUAUAUGGAUUUCAUGCUCGCAUACAGACACACAACGAUUAUUGUUAGUUUGCGAAAUGAAUGGAAAUAGUUUAAUUAUUAUGUUGUUGUUGUAAUUUUAAAGGCAUACAUGGUUUACCAUUGUGUUUUAUCUUAUACCAUAAAAGAAAAUAUUUAUUAAAAAUGUUAUGCACUUAAAGCAACAUAAAAUAAAUGGAAUCGGACUGCAAUUAUUCCAUGCACUCUCUCUCUCUCACACAUACACACACAUACAUAUGUAUAUUUA